Macrosiphum euphorbiae (potato aphid) is the source of this 927-nucleotide messenger RNA. The record is from the annotation of a GenBank genome assembly. NCBI's taxonomy places the organism in Eukaryota, Metazoa, Arthropoda, Insecta, Hemiptera, Aphididae.
AUGAACCCCGACGGCGACGCGAUGGCGGCGGACGUGAUCCCUGGAUGCGGUGGCGCCGGCAGCAGCCUGUCCGACCUAUUGGCCGGUUCACUGGCCGGCGUGGCCGUCGUGCUGGUGGGCCAGCCGCUGGACACGGUCAAGACCAAGCUGCAGACGUUCCGCGGCCUUUACUCCGGGCCCGCGCACUGUCUGGCGCACACGUACAGGAAGUCCGGCCUGCGUGGCCUGUACGCCGGUUCGUCGCCGGCCAUGGUGGCCGGUGUGGCCGAGAACUCGGUGUUGUUCGCGUGCUACGGCCUGUGCCAGCGCGCGGUGGCCGCGGUCACAGGCGCCCGGGACGCCAAGCAGAUGGACGCGCUCAGCAACGCGGUGGCCGGAUGCGCGGCGUCCGUGUUCUCGUCCGUGGUCCUGUGCCCUGCAGAACUGGUCAAGAUCAAGCUGCAAGCGGGUCGCGAGCUGGCCGAAUCCCGCGGGCAGCGGUUCCAAGGUUCCGUCUACCGCGUCAUCAAGGACAUCGUGAGGCACCAUGGCCUCGGAGGUCUGUUCCGCGGACUGGAGAUGACUGUGGCCCGGGAGAUGCCCAGCUACUUUUGCUUCUUCGGAGUGUACGAGGCGGUCCGGGAGGCGCUGAAACCGGCCGGUCGAACCCGUGCCGACUGCGGCCUGCUGGCCACCACAGUGGCCGGGGCCGCGGGCGGUGUGCUUCUGUGGACGGUCACAUUCCCGGUGGACGUGGUCAAGUCUCGGAUACAGCUGGACGACGCGAUGCCCACGCGCGGCUGGACCAUGUGCAUGUUGCGCAUGUACCGGAACGAGGGCGUGGUCGCACUGUACAGCGGCCUUGCGCCGACGCUCGUCAGGUGCGUUCCGUCGUCCGCCGUGCUGUUCCUCGUCUACGAGUACACCAAAAAGCUGUUCGACACCUAG